AUGUUUCCGACGCCUAGUUUAAUUCAUUUUACACGAGAUGAUUAUAGUCGAAUCUAUGAACCUGACGCUGAUUCGUUUCUUCUUCUUGACGCACUGGAAUCGAAGUUCAAGAAGAUCCAGGAACGAAACCCGUUCAUUAUCUUAGAAUUUGGCUCCGGUUCGGGGAUCGCGACAACUUUUGUGGCUAAACAUUUCUGUCAGUCGCCAUCUUUGUUUUUCGCUAUCGAUAUGAAUCCGCAUGCGUGUUAUUCAACGAAACGAACAUUUCAGCAUAAUCAUGUCGAUGACAAGCAGUGUUUAAAUCUCGUACAAUGUAAUUUAGCUGAUCCAUUAAUCGAUCGUUUGACCUCGAAGGUUGAUCUGUUACUUUUUAACCCACCUUACGUUCCAACUGAGACAGCGGAUGUGGAAGAAAUGAUCGAUCGAACGUUUGCAGGUGGAGAGCAAGGUAUCGAAGUAAUUCAAAGAUCAAUCGAACAAGCAAGUCGAUUACUAUCGCCGAAAGGCUUAUUUUAUAUGGUAGCAUUGGAAGAAAAUGAUUUUGAUAUGUUGAGCGAGUUUAGUGAUCAGUAUGGAUUGAGUGCGGAGAUUGUUCUCAAACGACGAACGUUAAUUGAACGAUUGCUAAUUGACAUUUAUUGUACAGAAUUGACAAUGCCAAAAUCCAAGGAACGUCUGGAAGAUUCCGAUUCAGAAGAAUCAAAAAGUUCGAAUAACGAUAACAAGUCAACUAGUGACGAAGAGCCAUCGAAAAAGUCUAAAGGAAAGAAGUCCAAUGGCGAAAAUGAACCCCCAGCAAAACGAACCAAACCAAAUGAGGAGGAUACAACAGUGCCUUCAACGACUGGUCCCAAUGGUGAACGACUUUACGAAAUUGGCAAAUUACGUUUUGUGUCGGUCAGUCAAUUUCGAGGUAAACCCUAUAUUAACAUUCGUGAAUAUUAUGAUGAUAACGGCAUACGAAAACCUGGGAGAAAAGGUAUCAGUUUAGCUGGUGACCAGUGGGAAAAAUUCAAAGAACUAUUCGAUCAGAUCGAUAACGAAUUAAAAGCUUCUAAAUAG
Molecule: messenger RNA, 1062 nt
Organism: Adineta ricciae
Lineage: Eukaryota; Metazoa; Rotifera; Eurotatoria; Adinetida; Adinetidae
Source: the annotation of a GenBank genome assembly